CGCUCAUGCGCAGACAGAGGGCGCUGAGCGGAGGGGGAGGUGGCCGGCAGCUUGUCUCUCGUCCGCCAUUUUGUUGCUGUGGCUAUUGGGAACCGGCUGGGGAAAACCGCCCCGGUGGCGCGACGCUCUUUGGAGGCCCGAGCUUCGUGUAACAGAGGGAUCGAUGCAGAUUCGUGGGGCUGUUGGAGCCGCCAUUUUCCAGGCUGGGAGUCACUGGAGAUACGCCGGGUAGCCUAAGAGCUCCGGGGCGGCCUCCGCUGCGGUUCGUUUUCUCCCGUUGAGACCCUUGGGCUCUGUCCCGUGUUUCCUGGACCGGCUGUCUCCGUGAGGCAGUCCCGGAGCAAGCGCAAGGCGGCGGAGGAUGCUGCGGGCCCGGAGCGCAGAGGAAGGUGCUGGUCCGUCCCGCUAAACGCGCCUCGAGGUUGCCUAGAGGCCCUUUCACAGCCCUGAGCACUACGCAAAGGAACGGGCGAGAGCAGCCGACGCUCGGACCCGAUACCAUGUCCUCCGCUAGGUUCGACUCCUCGGACCGCUCUGCCUGGUAUAUGGGGCCGGUGUCUCGCCAUGAGGCGCAGACCCGACUCCAAGGCCAGCGCCAUGGCAUGUUUCUGGUCCGCGACUCCUCCACCUGCCCCGGGGACUACGUGCUGUCGGUGUCAGAGAACUCGCGAGUCUCCCACUACAUCAUCAACUCCCUGCCCAACCGCCGUUUUAAGAUCGGGGACCAGGAAUUUGAAAAUUUGCCAGCCUUGCUGGAAUUUUACAAGAUUCACUACCUGGACACCACCACCCUAAUCGAGCCAGCGCCCAGGUAUCCAAGUCCACCAAUGGGAUCUGUCUCAACACCCAACCUGCCUACAGCAGAAGAAAAUCUGGAAUAUGUUCGGACUCUCUAUGAUUUUCCUGGGAAUGAUGCUGAAGACCUGCCCUUUAAAAAGGGUGAGAUCCUAGUGAUAAUAGAGAAGCCUGAAGAACAGUGGUGGAGUGCCCGAAACAAGGAUGGCCGGGUUGGAAUGAUUCCUGUCCCUUAUGUUGAAAAGCUUGUGAGAUCCUCACCACAUGGAAAGCAUGGCAAUAGGAAUUCCAACAGUUACGGCAUCCCAGAACCUGCUCAUGCAUAUGCUCAACCUCAGACAACAACACCUCUACCUGCAGUUUCCAGUACUCCUGGGGCAGCGGUCAACCCUUUGCCCUCUACACAGAAUGGACCUGUCUUUGCGAAAGCAAUCCAGAAAAGAGUACCCUGUGCUUAUGACAAGACUGCCUUGGCAUUAGAGGUUGGUGACAUUGUAAAAGUCACAAGGAUGAAUAUAAAUGGCCAGUGGGAAGGCGAGGUGAAUGGGCGCAAAGGGCUUUUCCCCUUUACGCAUGUCAAAAUCAUUGACCCUCAAAACCCAGAUGAAAAUGAGUGAUUGCUAUUGCCCUGUUUUCCAGCUGCUUUGUUGUUCUGCCUGUCAUAGUCUCCUUGAAGUGGAAAAGCAUUCUCUCUCAUAGGCAAGUUACACUGCAUUGCCAGCGUCCAGCUUUCUGCAGGCUGGAGGUCUCUCAUCCACAUUUGGAAUGCACACAGCGGCUGCCUUCUGGCGUUUGUAUCAUAGUCGUAUCGUCAAAGAAGUAGCCGGUUUUAGAAUUCUUCUGGAUAACAAACUGGAAAUACUGGUGGAAGCACACAAGUGGAGAGAAGUUGACAAGGAAAAGGUCUUCCUUCUCCUCCCUACCCUGAUUGUACUUGGUACCAAUUUGUCACGUUCGUCAGAGAAAGCUUGAGGCCACAGCAAGAUCCUGUCUUAUUGCUGUUUCAAAGAGCAGUGACUCUGCCACCAACUCGUUUUUCCUUGGACAACAGAGGAACCAUAAGGAAGAGAGAAUUCUGUCCUGAAUCCCUCACAUAAGGCUUUUCUAUGCGUUUUCUUUGUUUUGGUUUGGUUUUGGAAGAUGUGUCCUGAACAGAUUUUUGAGUAGCAGGUUGGAUUUUUGUGAUAGCCCAAGGAAUGACAUGUGCCUCUGAGCUUCUAUACUGAAGCUGCUGUAACUAAAAGAAUAUAGAAAGAACAACUCUGAAGCGGAGGCCUUUACUGUCUUGGUUGCCAGUCGUACCCUGUUUUGCCAUGUAGCAAACACAAAAUCAGCAGUCAUAGUGUGCCAAGCUUUGCACACAGCCUCUUGGAUUACUGUGUCCCAAAAGCAUGAGAGUGGUGGGUGAUUCUGGGAAACCUUUGCUUACUGAUCUUGUUUGCCAGUGACAGAAGCAAUGAGGAGGGGGGGAGCACUUAGCUAGUUUCUUCUCUAGCUUUUCAGUAAACAUAUCCCUUUAAGAUAUAGGACUAAAGUUUCUUGUAAAAUUUAGGUUGUUCAUAGGAUCAUUAGAUUCAUUAGUGAAUCAUUAAACUGGAUCAUUCGAUCUCCUUGCAGAAGCCCACCCCAGUUCUCAUGCUGCCAGAGAAAGAUGGUGCUGUUCAUGCUGGUUCCAUGUUCCCAAGUAAAGGAAAUGCAAGCUCAGAAAACUGGUUAGUACACUUGAGAUGUAGUGUUGUAGUGAAUAGGAAGAACCCUUAACCAAUUUACCAUUAACCACUCAUCAAUUUGUUAAUCUGAAAACAUUUUUCUCUUAGCUGAAAGGGGACUGUUUUUACAAGCCAGCUGGUACAAACGUGUGACCAGUCCCUCAUCUGCACAUGGCAGUCUAGAAUUCUGGAACCUAUAUAGUUCAGUCCAUUCUCCUUUUGGGACCUUGGUGAAGACUACCCUCAGCUCAAUAUGAAUACAUCAAACUUGGAAAUGUAGCAACAACCUAGAAAGUAAUUCUAACAUUUAUGAAGCGUCUGCUGCAACUGUGAUCCUGUCUUUGGAGGUUUUGAGGAUUGAAGCAAUGUAUUCUGGUGACAGAACCAGCAAAACCAUGAUAUUUCUAUUUAUUUUUUUAGUUUCUCUGUAACUUGAUAUUUUGUCAGGUUGAUAACUGCCAUUUUAAAGAAUCUUGAGAGCGUUCCUUUGGCAAAAUCAUGGUGAAUUGGAAGAAACACCUCAGCUGCCUAUAUGUGGUUUUCUUAAAAAAGGCAUAGAGGGGGCUGGGGAUUUAGCUCAGCAGCAUACGCACCCGCCUUGCAAGCAGGCGGUCAUGAGUUCAAUCCCCGGUACCGAUAAAAAUGAAAAAAAAAAAAAAAAAAAAAAAAAGGCAUAGAGCUCCAUGUUUCAUUAACCAAUGAAAGGUGUUGCCACCUUCUGUGCUGAAGCCAGUCCUCUUGCUCUUGCCUUUUCUGCCAAGGUCUGUUAAGUGGGGUUGUUCUCUUGCAGGCUCAGCCUGAUACCCACAAGUGGUAGACAUGUGACAGAGUCUCCAAACUCUUAGAAACAGUGCUUACCUUCUGGUAGUAACCUGGUUCAUCCCUGCCUUGGUUGUUACUUGUACCUGGGUAUUAGUGAAAUACCCAGUGAAAUAAAGUGAAAUACAUGUCUUCUUCAAAGAGGGCAUGGGCCCUAAGGCCUUUCUAAACCAGAUUGAGUUGAAUUUCUUGACACCUUUUGAUUACAACAGAAGGCUUACAGUACAAACAGUCAGUGGCCAUUUUGGAAUGCAGGGUGGGAUGUCAGCCAGGGCUGCUGAUCCACCCCUUGUGGAGCACUUGAGAAUCAAAACACCAGAUAAACCUAGAGUUUGGUUUUAUGAGUUACUUUAAGCCCAUGUAAAUGUCUCCAGGGCUGCCUGGGAGAUUAUGAGCUUGGCAUAACUUGAGCCUUGAGUUCUGAACUCUCAAGAGGAUGUGCCAAAAGUAGUAAUUUUUGACUUAGAACUUUAUCAGUUUUUUAAUCAAGCAGGGAAAUUCCUCUUUCACACUAAAUAAUAGAAAGCAGCAUCCCUGCAUGGACUUCAUACCCAGCUUCCUGCUGGUCUAGGAAGAGAUUCAUGCUUCAUACAGCAGUGUGAAUUUUAGCCAGGGGCAGGCUUUCUUUUAUGAUUGUUCAUUGUUGCUACUUGCUCUGCUCAACUGUGUAUAGAAAAUAUCUGGAUGUUAAAUUAACUCGCUAUGGUUUUUCACCUGGAAAUGAAACAAAUUAUAUAUAGGGGGCAUUGACAUUCUGAUUAAAAACUUGCUUGUCCUGGGAAGAACCUCCAAUACAGGAGACUUCCUUGUCAUUUCUGCGCUGCAUGGCACCACCUAAUGACAUGUUUAGCAAAAAGGAAGCAUUGACCACCUGUUAGAUGACCUUGGUCACCCAGACUUGACACCUCAUAUGCUGAAGGGAAGGAGGAAAAGACUGCUGCCCCUGCUUGGAGCUUCGUGCCCCUGGCCUUCCUUCACAGCUGUUUACAGACAAGGCAGGCCCGAGGUGAACGGCCAACUGCUCUUGUGACUUUGCUCAGAGGAUUAUGAACAUUUUUUUUUUUUUUUUUGAAAAGGGAUGAUGUGUUUUUGUGCCAGGUGUGUAUAAUUUAAUCCUUAAUAUUAUGUUCAUUAACCUCUUAAAUGAGUGAAUUCUUGAUUGUUGUAACACAGUUUCUAAGACUAAAUGCUUUCUGUGGACACCACUGAGCUCUGCCUCAAACUCCAUCCUCUGGGACUGGAGAGCCAUGUCGCCAGUAACUGCUGUCAGUGUGAACACUGAGCUGUUUGUGUGUUAUAAAAGAAGUAGAAGGACAGUUCUCUGAGACAGGAUCGUUGUCCCUGCAGGAGGAACAGUGGCCUUGCUUCUAGACGGUCUUCACUGUGUGUUUUAAAACAACAACAAUGUAAAACUCUUUUGACCUGUAACUUAAAAAUCAUAAACUUCAGGCAAUAAUAUUUUCUGUGUAAGCUUUUAAAAUUAUUUUUGGGAUCAUAGCUUGUUUUAUUUUGUGCUAUAAAAUUAACAGUAUUAAAUGACUUAUAUUCUUAGAAUACAUUGAGUGUCCUUUCUUAACAGAUUAGUGCCUUUUUAUUUUUGUAUUCUAUUUUACGUUACUGGUCCCAGCAUCAAACCCUUGUCUCCAUGGCCUGUUUGUACAUUGUCUCAAUAAAACUUGCAUCAGCCGGUGGUGGCAGCAGCGGC
Messenger RNA from Cavia porcellus (domestic guinea pig), 5028 nucleotides. RefSeq names its product CRK like proto-oncogene, adaptor protein (gene Crkl). NCBI's taxonomy places the organism in Eukaryota, Metazoa, Chordata, Mammalia, Rodentia, Caviidae. The transcript is spliced from 3 exons. Gene Ontology annotation, molecular function: signaling adaptor activity; receptor tyrosine kinase binding. The record is from RefSeq and is a predicted model, not a curated record. The coding region runs from base 501 to 1412 and encodes 303 amino acids. Gene Ontology annotation, biological process: positive regulation of ERK1 and ERK2 cascade; cell migration; signal transduction.